Molecule: messenger RNA, 1791 nt
Organism: Saccostrea echinata
Lineage: Eukaryota; Metazoa; Mollusca; Bivalvia; Ostreida; Ostreidae
Product: probable methyltransferase-like protein 25
Exons: 11
Coding region: 143-1768 (541 amino acids)
Source: RefSeq, a predicted model, not a curated record
AAUAUGUUCUAAGCAUAUAUACAACAAUUUAAUGACAAACGUGGUUGAAUUUAAAGUGUAUGGAUGCAUUUAAGCAGCCAUGCAUGUACAGAAAACUAGGAUAGAGGGUUAGUUCCAAGGCCACCAGAAAUACAUUAAUGAAAUGGAAGAACUGUCAUCCACUAACAAAAGACUUGUGGAAAUACUGGUUGAAAAUCAAUGGAUAUAUAACUUUCAAGUAACCAGAUUUUUUAUUGAGGAGCCCUGGAAUUCCCUUCCUUCUGAGUGGGGGAAUGAGUUACUGAAGCUAACAACGGAGGAUCUAAAUUCACUCCCUUUUGGAUUUAUACAGGACGAUUGGCCUGAAAGUCUACGAAAGUUUAUAUAUACAGCAACGGAACUUGUGUUACCAAGGACUCUUUCGGAAGAAAUUCAACCUUGUGCUCUUACUUCAGAAGUCAAACGAGGGAUGAACCCUAAAAAACAACAUGAAGUAAGGCAUAUGGCAGCUCUUGUUAGUAAUAUGGCGGCCAAGACAGGAUGUGACGUCGUGAUUGACGUUGGAUCCGGUCUGGGAUAUCUUGGUCAUGUAUUGAGCACUGUAUACGGACUUAAAGUGAUUGGUUUAGAGAGCAAAACAAGUCACACGUCAGGAGCAGAUAAACGAUUGUUUUUAGAAAAAAACGAAAAUAUCAUGAACGUGACUUUUGAAAUGGAUGACUCUGAAGACAGUAUAUCGAAUCUUAAAACGUUAAUUGGUUCAUGUUUGGAGAAAUUCAAAAAAGCAGAACGUGAUAAAGUCCUAGACCAAGUAAACGUAUCUUCAACUGCGUCAGAGGUACAUUCAUUGAAUACUACUGAUCGUAACUGUAAUGAAAAUGAACAUAUCGGUGCUCCAAAAUCAAACACGCUUAAUAUGCACACAUCAGAUUGUGAAAGAACGCAAAACAUGGAAUCUGAAACAAACCCCCGGGACGAAGGAAAUGAUAUAGUGGCAAGCAAGGUAUUUCACCAUUCAGAAUGCUCUGUACCCUCCAAAACAAAUCAAUAUCCGAGAAAAAGUGCUGAUGUAACCGGAAGUGGCGUAGGCAGUAGUGAAUUAGACACGUGUCUCCUGAUUGGUCUUCACUGUUGCGGAGAUUUGACUCCCGCAAUGCUCAAGGUCUACUCGGAAGUAACGUUUGUAAAGGGACUUUGUUGUGUAUCCUGCUGCUAUCACAGAAUGACUAAAUGUGGAACGAAGUAUGUGCAUUUUCCAAUGAGCAAAGAUGCUGAGGCCACCAUGUCCAAAUUUGAUCUAAGACCCACAGUUCCCUUUUUAAGACUAGCAGCGCAGGAAACCAGGUCUCGUUGGAAAACAUUGUCUGAAGAUUCACAUCAUAGUCACACGAAGGCUGUAGCUUAUAGAGCACUUCUGGAAAUAUGUGCAUAUAAAGAAAAUACAGAAUGUAACAAACUUUUUCGAAGAAUAGCAACUGAAAAAGAUUUCUCUGACUUCGAAUCUUACGUAGAUAAAAUAUUAACACGCUGUGAGUUCACUUCCAGACAAGGGAAAGAAUCAAUAAAAGAUAAUCUCAAUUUUCUCUACGAGGAAUACAAGGGAAAAUUUCCGUACAUAGAGGUUAUCACGGUUCUACAAGUUAUCCUACAGCCUCUAAUUGAGAGAUUAAUUAUUCAAGAUCGUGCUGUGUGGCUGCUAGAAAACGGACAAAAUGCGCAUCUCAUGCCUGUGUUUGACGAUGUUAUAUCUCCGCGCAAUGUUGCUCUAUGCUCCACAAAAAUACAUUAAAUCUUCUCUAUAACAGACUCAAA